AGUUGACAUUUGACAGCGCUUGUGAGCGGUACGUUGAAGCUUUUAACGUGACGGUUGCACUCUAAAGCAAACGGCAGCGACGGCGAGUAGCGCAAGUGUUUUGUUGAAAAGAAGAAAACGAUAUGUUUCGUGCAAGAAUUAAGCAAAUUUAAAUGAAAACCAUUGUGUAACGGAAUGGCUACUGCAGUUUUAUAAAAAAUUUCAUGUGAGAAAAAAGUGAAAGUGCGCAAUUUGUGAAAGUAUUAAGCCAAAUGCAGGGUCAGAGACAGUACGCAGAAACCAAGCAAUUCCAAUAGCAGUCAAAAAAGUAACUACAUUAGCAAUAUGGAUGCCACAACCACUGAACAGCCGAGCACUUCUUCAAGUGCCAAAAAGCAAAUUAAAAUCAAUUCUGCCACAAACAAAUCCAGCACUAACAAUACUGCCACCGUAACAGCGGCGAAAGAUCGCACAACAACAACAACGACGACACCUACCCUCGCGCAAAUUGGCAAACAGACAUCGCAUAACUUUCGCCUCAGUCAAAUCUCGGAUAGCGGUGCGGAGAGCGGUGACGAACAGACGCGUCUUAUACGCUCACCCUCCUCACGUUCGCAUAAAUUCAUUAUCAUACCCGCCACACCACUAACACCCAGCGGUAGUGCAAAGGAAGCAGCAACACUCCCAUUUCGACCAACCAUCUCUGCGAGCUCAUUGUCGACACUGGCCGCUGCACUACAGAAGACGCCUGCUUCGAGUCAACAACAAAAACAGCAAUCACUACAACGGCCUCGUUCAGUGGCACGUCAGUUGUCCGCAGCUGCCACAGCGGCUGCAGCUGCACCGCCUCCCCUGCUGAGCGGGGUUCCGAACACAGUUAAUCAGUCAAAACCAGCACCGCACUCUGCGACUCAUUCAACACCUCCACCAUCAUUAACUCGUUCAGCAGCACAAUCACAAUCGGAUGUAGUUCAUCAGCCGACUAAUACUAAAACACCAGCAACAAUAGCAGCGUUGCUUAACGAUAAUUCAGCUGGCGUGACAUUCACAAUUGAGGAUUGCGAAUCGGAGGGUUGUGGCGAUUAUGAUGACCGGUAUAGUGGCGAUUUCAGUGACGGCAAUGGUAUGCCUGUCUACGAUGCAACACUUCAUCCCGAUAAGGGAUCAACCGCAAUCAGUUCUAUUAAAUCCGCGUCGAAACUCGCGCCUUCAUACACAAUAGCCGGCGCACAAACGCCACUAUCUACAUCGACUGCAGGGCUAGUUACAGCAUCGACAGCACACUCAGCAACAGCUGUGCAUCCCUUUUAUCGUAGCGCAUUGGCAAACAGUGAAACCGCUCCAUAUCUGCAGGGAUUUUCGCGUGGGCGAAGUGAGAGAAGCAGCAUGAGAUCUGUGGUGUCAGCUUAUAUACCGGGUUCACAGGAUCACCUUGCCGAAGCGCUGGCACAGUACGAACUGCUUGAGCAGCAACAACAACAGCAGCAACAUUAUUUACGACCCAGCCAUUCGGGUAAAGAUUUAAGUGCGAGUUCCUCAUUCAUCUAUGGCGAUCACGUUGCCAAUCAAAUUUAUACGGAUGUGACGUCGGUCCGCUCAUUAGCAUCGAUUGGCAUCGGUUCGACGGAUGGACGUAGAUUGGUGAUAAGACGUGUGCCGCAUACACCGCAUGAACUAUUCAACAUGGUGCAUCCACCGACACCGCCUCUGCCCGGCGUGGAUGACGAUGAUAACGAUAGCUUUCUGGAUCCCUCUGAUGAUGCGGCCAAUUUGAAGCCACGUCAACAACAUUGGGCCAACAAAAUGCAGUUCGUAUUAGCCUGCAUAGGAUACUCAGUAGGGCUGGGCAAUGUCUGGCGUUUUCCCUACAUGUGCUACAAAAGCGGUGGUGGUGUGUUCUUAGUGCCUUAUUGCAUUAUUUUAUUUAUCUGCAGCAUUCCUUUGUUGUUUAUGGAGCUGUCAAUUGGUCAAUACACCGGGCGCGGACCAAUUGGAGCGUUAGGUCAGCUAUGCCCGUUAUUUAAAGGCGCUGGGCUUGCUAGUGUGGUUGUGUCCUUCCUAAUGUCCACUUACUAUAGUGUCAUCAUAGGUUAUUCAAUUUACUACUUUUUCACAUCAUUUCGGCCAGAUAUGCCAUGGAUCGAUUGUAAUAACCGGUGGAAUACGCCGGACUGCUGGGUACCUCAGCGCACACAAGGUGUUAUAGCGCCGAACACAUCACGAACGCCAUCAGAAGAGUUUUUCGAAAAUAAACUGCUGCAAAUCAGUCCCGGCAUUGAAUAUCCCGGUGCAAUGCGUUGGGAAUUGUUUGUCUGCCUUAUCUGCGCCUGGCUGAUGGUAUACUUUGCGACAUGGAAAUCAAUCAAAUCAUCAGCAAAAGUACGCUAUUUCACCGCCACAUUUCCCUUCAUACUAAUCAUCAUACUUAUGGGUCGUGCGGUUACGCUCGAAGGUGCCGAUGAGGGUCUGCGCUAUUUCUUUCGACCGAAUUGGUCGGAAUUGAAAAAUGCAAAUGUGUGGAUAAACGCUGCAUCGCAGAAUUUCAAUUCCUUAGGCAUUACUUUCGGUUCGAUGAUCUCAUUUGCGAGCUAUAACAAAUACAAUAACAACAUUGUACGCGAUACAGUCGCUGUAAGCGUUGUAAAUAUGCUAACUAGCCUACUAGUGGGUGUAUUUGCCUUUGCGACCUUGGGUAAUUUGGCAUUGGAACAGAAUACGAAUGUACGCGAUGUGAUAAGCGAUGGACCCGGUUUGAUAUUUGUGGUGUAUCCACAGGCGAUGGCGAAAAUGCCUUAUGCGCAAUUAUGGGCCGUAAUGUUUUUCUUUAUGCUGCUCUGCUUGGGUCUCAAUUCACAGUUCGCUAUUGUUGAAGUGGUGGUAACUUCGAUACAAGAUGGUUUUCCAAAUUGGAUUAAACGUCAUUUGGGUUAUCACGAGAUUGUUGUGCUAUUUGUAUGUGUUAUCUCAUUUCUUUUUGGUCUACCAAAUCUAAUGCAGGGUGGCAUCUAUUACUUCCAAUUAAUGGAUCAUUACGCCGCUUCCAUAUCGAUUAUGUUCCUUGCAUUCUGUCAGCUUAUCGCUGUAGCUUGGUUUUACGGUACAGGUCGUCUGUCAAAGAAUGUGAAACAGAUGACCGGCAAAGCGCCCACAUUAUAUAUCAAAACAUGUUGGCUACUGUUGGGACCUUGUCUGCUAUUUGCUAUUUGGGUGCUUAGUUUAAUUAACUAUGAAGAGCCAAGCUAUCAUAAUGGCCGCUAUAAAUACCCAGAUUGGGCGUACGGCAUUGGUUGGAUGUUCGCAUCAUUCUCGCUUAUAUGUAUACCCGGUUAUGCCAUAAUUAAUUUAUUACGCGCAGAUGGUCGUACAUUCAUGGAGCGCUUGAAGAAUACGCUACGCCCGAACAUCUACGAGUGUCGUAUAUGUGGCGAACAUCACUGUGAGCACGACUUCCCCGAACAGGAACAAUAUAUGCUCGCACAGGAGUUAUCGGGCAUUUAUAAGCCAAAAGAUACCUUGGAUCCCAAUGCUCCUAUAAAUCAUUUUAAUAUCGGCAACAAGGCAGGCUACAAUCCAAUGCAUCUGCAGCGUGAGCAAGUUGAAUUGGCUUAUGAGGAGAAGAGUCAUCAAGAAGAAGACGACACACAUUUGCCACCAGCCUCUACAGCCAGCACCUCGACAGCAGCGGGAGCAGGAAAUAAUAAAUGUUGAACAUAUUAAAUAUGCUGCUGAAACACUUCCUAGUAAUGUCCUCUGUAUUUAUAAACGGCUCAAUUAGUACUCAGUUUCAUGUAAUUGUGUAUAUAGCUGUUAAAGCCAUCACAUUGACUACUUGCAAUAUUUGUAUUUUAUGGAAAACUCCUGUAUAUGUUGUGAUCCUUAGAGUGCGUUGUUUGUCUUUUUUAGUUUAAAUAUAUAUUAUGUAUGCGCGUCUGCACAGAUCAUAUGGUUUUAUAUUGAGAAUAAGCUAUUUAAAUAAAGUUCAACCUAUCGUUAAUUAUUAGAAAUUAAUAUAAAGUGCACCACGCAAUUGUCUGCACAAAAUGAAAAUCUCAAAAGGCUUACAUACAUUUAACGUUAUUCAAUGUGAACUAGUGUUUAAAUUACAUGCGUACAUAUUUCAAAAAUUCCGAAAAUACAUAUACAGUAUUCAUAAUAACGAAAA
Messenger RNA from Bactrocera oleae (olive fruit fly), 4141 nucleotides. It is a transcript of the gene ine, whose product is annotated as solute carrier family 6 member inebriated. Lineage: Eukaryota; Metazoa; Arthropoda; Insecta; Diptera; Tephritidae. Gene Ontology annotation, cellular component: plasma membrane. Gene Ontology annotation, biological process: sodium ion transmembrane transport; glial cell growth; transmission of nerve impulse. The record is from RefSeq and is a predicted model, not a curated record. Gene Ontology annotation, molecular function: neurotransmitter:sodium symporter activity; osmosensor activity.